This is a messenger RNA of Larimichthys crocea (large yellow croaker), 1851 nucleotides long. Its product is annotated as zinc finger protein Gfi-1b. The transcript has 6 exons. Lineage: Eukaryota; Metazoa; Chordata; Actinopteri; Sciaenidae. The coding region runs from base 294 to 1265 and encodes 323 amino acids. Gene Ontology annotation, biological process: regulation of transcription by RNA polymerase II. Gene Ontology annotation, molecular function: RNA polymerase II cis-regulatory region sequence-specific DNA binding; DNA-binding transcription factor activity, RNA polymerase II-specific. The record is from RefSeq and is a predicted model, not a curated record.
GGUUUGUGUGAGGAAGCAUGUGGUUGUCAGCUCAGGGGUGUCAGAGCUGAAACACUUCCUCGUCUCAUCACACCGCUCUGCAGACAACAUCAACGGCUCACUAUCUCAGAGCAGAUUGACCUCCUCACACGUAUGAUACAAAUCACAUGUGACACACUGACUUCACAUCUUUUGAUCUAAUUUGAUAUACGACCUUUUUCUCAGUUAAAUUAUUAGUGUGGAGUUUGUGUGUGUGACGUUAAGAAGCAGUGGUGGAAUAUAAAAAUCUGCAGGUUCUUCCUCCUUCCUGAGUGAUGCCUCGUUCUUUUUUGGUGAAGCGAGGCGGGCUGCAUCAUCUUCGGCCAGCAGCAAGAAGCCCCAGCCCUAGAUCGACCCCGGUAACAUUUGAGCAGCUAGGAAACCAGAAAAGGCCCUGGGAUACGUCCCUGGAGUACUCCACAGCAGAAACACCGGAUAUUAACACAGUGCCCAUCACAUUAUUGCAGCAGGACCUUCAGGCUGCCAAGCACUCUAAUGAAAGUGGGCACCUUCAGCCAUUCAGUCCCAAAUCUUACGACUGUAGAGCUGUUAAGCCCUGUAGUCCUGUCAACUCAAAUACUUUUGGGCCCGAGGAGAAAGUGGAGUCUCCAACACCAGCAACAUGGUCCAGGUCUCACAUGAGCUCAGGAUAUCCAGACAAACUGUCUGAUGGACUGGGAGACUUGACACAGUACCCACAGAUCCUGAGGGAGACCAGGAGCCGUGGCUGCUCAAAGAUCAGUGCUCCGAGUCAAGAGUGUCCACUCUGCAGCAAAAUAUUUUCAUGUCUGUCAAGUUUGAAGACUCACAUAUCAAAAAGUCACAGCAGCAGAGCAUCUCUACUACCAGCACACAUCAAAUCCAGCAGGACCAGUACUGAGAAAACAAUAGGCAGGGCCAAGGAGAGGACAUUUGGGUGUACAGUGUGUGGAAAAGUGUUCAAGCGCUCCUCCACCCUCUCUACUCAUCUGCUCAUACAUUCAGACACCCGGCCCUACCCCUGCCAGUACUGUGGCAAAAGGUUCCACCAGAAGUCGGACAUGAAGAAACACACCUUUAUACACACCGGGGAGAAGCCCCAUGUGUGUCAGAUAUGUGGGAAGGCGUUCAGCCAGAGCUCCAACCUUAUCACCCACAGCCGUAAACACAGGGACGACCGGCCCUACCGCUGCCCCUGCUGCCCCUAUGGCUUCCAGCACAAAGUGGACCUGCGGCAGCACCAGGAGCACCACUGCACCUACCGCUGACUCUGACACAGCCGAGUGAAUGUCUUCAGCCUUUCGACGAGCGGAAACACACAGAAAACUACGGACUGUGUUGCUGUUAUGAUGAAGUCAAAUCUUACAUCCAAAGCUUUAGUAGUUUAUAUUUUACAUUCAGCUGUCUUUUAGGACACUGAGGGAAGAAAAAUGUUUCCAGCAAAGUCAUGUUAGUCAUGAUUAACUUAAAGCCACUGUGUACUUGUUGAGUUAUAAAAAUUUCAGUUACUCUCAAAUACAAUGUUUUAUAUUUAUGUACAAGAAGGUUGACCAUUAUUUGUGUUUGUUGUAAAAAAGAAUCAUGUGUUUCUCAACAAAAUAAUGAAUGGCAUUACUAAAGACAGAAAUCAGUUUCAGUAUAUAAGAGAUGGGAGUUUUUCCACGAAAAUGUUUAUUUCUCCACAUGAUUUCUUUGUCUGUAGAUCUGUGAUCAUGCAAGGUUUAUCUGCAGAUGAACUUCACCCUACCAUACACAGAUUUAACACUGUAGAAGAUUUGACACAGACCGGUGACACUACAUGAUUUCAUUACAUCUCUCACUUUGAAACUGCUUCAAUAAUUGUAGUAUAGCAUC